Molecule: messenger RNA, 2219 nt
Organism: Perognathus longimembris pacificus (Pacific pocket mouse)
Lineage: Eukaryota; Metazoa; Chordata; Mammalia; Rodentia; Heteromyidae
Gene: Dmrt2
Product: doublesex and mab-3 related transcription factor 2
Exons: 4
Coding region: 451-2148 (565 amino acids)
Biological process (GO): regulation of transcription by RNA polymerase II; sex differentiation
Cellular component (GO): nucleus
Molecular function (GO): RNA polymerase II cis-regulatory region sequence-specific DNA binding; DNA-binding transcription factor activity, RNA polymerase II-specific
Source: RefSeq, a predicted model, not a curated record
ACACCACGCCGUUGCGUGCGCCCGCGGUGAGCGGCUGCGUGGAGAGCUGGGGACCAGGGCUGUGUGCGGUCGGACCUUGCCAGCUCUCUUGGGGUCAGAAGAAGUCGAAAGCGGUCUUAGCGAAAGGCAAAGCCCCAGACUGGAAGACCGAACAGAACUGAGCAGUUUGGGAUGUGCUGGGGGAGGAUUUGAUUCACCUCUCCCUCUUCUGAGCUCCCACCCCCUCUCCCUCCCUCACACCCACGCCCACCUGUGGCGGCUCCUGGCCCUCUUCGGUCGUCCUCACCCUCAGGUUUCGUGGCGCGGGGUGGCGAUCCCCUGAUUUCUGUUUGCGCGCACUGUUUGCAGCCACCAGAUCCUAAAGCCAGAUCUUUCGACUCAGCUGCUGCUAGACUGGGCCUCAGAGUUUUGAGCGUGGGCGGCUGAUACUAGCGCGGCACCACGCGCGCCAUGGCCGAUCGGCAAGCAGGUCCUGGAGCCGGGGACUGGGAGAUCGACGUGGAGAGCCUGGAGCUGGAGGAGGACAAUUGUGGGGCGCCGCCGUCACCGUCGCCGCCAGCGCCCAGCCUGCCAGCGGCCACCGGGGAUGGCGAGGAAGAAGAAGAGGAGGACGACGUGGAGGAUCCGGACCCGGAGGAGGAGGGUGAUAUGGAGGAGGCGAGCGCGUCGCCAUCGCCGCGGGUGCCGGGAGGGCCGGAGCAACCGGGGGAACUGCCACCGAGGUCCCCACCUGCGCCUCUUUUGCUGCCAUCUGCGGCGGGUCCCGGGGAGCGCGAGGCUCAUGCCGGCUGCAGCUCGGAGCCGCGCAAGCUGAGCCGCACGCCCAAGUGCGCGCGCUGCCGCAACCACGGCGUGGUGUCCUGUCUCAAGGGCCACAAGCGCUUCUGCCGCUGGCGGGACUGCCAGUGUGCCAACUGCCUGCUGGUGGUGGAGCGCCAGCGCGUCAUGGCUGCCCAGGUGGCGCUCCGGAGGCAGCAGGCCACCGAGGACAAGAAGGGACUUUCUGGGAAACAGAAUAAUUUCGAGCGCAAAGCUGUGUACCAGAGGCAAGUCAGGACACCUAGCUUGCUGGCCAAAAGCAUUUUAGAAGGUUAUCGCCCCAUAACAGCAGAGGCCUACCUAGGAGGGAGCCUACCUCUACCUCCUCCAGUUAGUGACAGGAUGAGGAAAAGAAGGGCCUUUGCUGACAAGGAAUUGGAGAACAUUAUGCUGGAAAGAGAAUACAAAGAGAGAGAGAUGUUGGAAACUUCCCAAACUGCUGCUUUGUUCCUGCCCAACCGCAUGGUGCCAGGACCUGAAUACAACUGCUACAAAAGUGCUUAUAGCCCUUCCCCAGGGGAGCCACCGAGCAAGGAAUUCUGCAAUUUGAUGCCCACCUGCCUUGAUCUCACCAUGCAGUAUUCAGGAUCUGGGAAUAUGGAACUGAUUUCUUCUAAUGUCAGUGUGGCCACAACUUAUAGACAAUAUCCUUUGUCUUCAAGAUUUUUUGUUUGGCCUAAGUGUGGUCCCAUCAGUGACACACUCCUUUAUCAGCAAUGCUUGCUAAAUGCCACCACAUCAGUCCAAGCCCUGAAGCCAGGGGCCAGCUGGGAGUUGAAAGGACCUCGAGUCCAGGAUGGGCUCCAUGCAGAACAUGACAUGCUGCCUCCCAAACUGGAAGGCUCCAUGGUGCUGCCUCAUACUCCGGAGAUCCAGACGUCCAGAGGUGAGCUUCAGGGUCACCAGGCUGUCCCUGAGAGGUCUGCUUUCUCCCCACCCGGGCGGAAUUUCUCUCCUGUUGUUGACAUGGACUCUCUGGCAGCUCAAGGGCACGUCUUAAACAAGAUCAGCAAAGAAAACACCAGGCACCCUAUGCCACUUAAACCUAAUCCAUUCCAUUCACUACUCCAGCAAACCCGAAGUGACAAAUCAGGUCCCGAGUUGAAAACACCAUUUGUCAAAGACACCUUUGAAGAGACCCCAAAGAAACGCAGGGAGUGUCUGGUCCAGGAAAAUCAGAAGUACACAUUUACAAUAGAUAGGUGUGUAAAAGACCUUUUCGUAGCCAAACAAGUUGGAACAAAACUCUCGGUGAAUGAACCGCUCUCGUUUUCUGUUGAGUCUAUUCUCAAGAGGCCCUCAUCUGCCAUCACUCAUGUCUCUCAGUGACAGGCUGCUCCGAUGGACAGCUGGAUUUUUCUGCAGUCUCUGAGCAUUCUUGCCAUGUGCUUUUUUUUUUU